UUGUUCAUCUUCCACGCACUCAAGCUCGAAACAUCAAAUAUUUGUUAACUGUCAGUUGUUUUUUAGGGGGGAAAAAUGGCUAAGCUUCAAAGGGUUGAAGGGGAAAUAGAGCUCAAGUGUCAAGCUGACAAGUACUUUGAUGUUUGGGCUCAGAAAAUAUACACUGUCAAAAAAAUGUGCCCAGAUAAAGUUCAGAAAAUUGUGCUGAAUGAGGGGGACUGGAACAAAGUUGGUGGUGUCGUCGAUGUGUGUUACGCUAUCAAUAAAGUUGGUGAAAAUGCAUCCCUUAAAGCAAGGAUGAAUGAGAUAGAUGAAAAAGCCAUGUCAAUAAGGUACAGUUAUCAUGAUGGAAUCAUCAUGGAGAAAUACUACAAAAGCUUGACCUCCAAGGUGCAGGCAAUCCCAAAAGGUAAGGGUUGCAUUGUCAAGUGGAGCUUCGAGUAUGAGAAGAUAAAGGAAGAUGCUCCUGAUGCAAAUGUGUACGUUGAUUUUAUGCUUGACAUGUCCAAAGAUAUGGAUGCUCAUCUUUGCGAGGCUUGAUGACUUGCCAAUAUGUCGCCAUGCAUGCACACAUGCACGCUGCUCACGAUGCAUGCAUCCUGCACCCGAGCUAUAUGGUGAUUACUAAGUUAUUCAACGUAACUAGCUACUCCUACGAACUAGCUGGUUUCUAAUAAAUAAAUUACUCGUGUAUCAGCUGGCCUAUAUUAAGAGAACAUUGUUAUGUUAAUGUUUAUUGGAAUGUCAUUGCAGGUUGUUUCGACUGUAAGGUUUAUGUAUUAUUUAUAGUUUCUUUUUUAAUUCAGUAUAAUACAUAUUUAUGUAUGAUUUUGAUCGUGAA
This is a messenger RNA of Beta vulgaris subsp. vulgaris (sugar beet), 841 nucleotides long. Its product is annotated as MLP-like protein 34. Gene Ontology annotation, biological process: defense response. The transcript is spliced from 2 exons. NCBI's taxonomy places the organism in Eukaryota, Viridiplantae, Streptophyta, Magnoliopsida, Caryophyllales, Amaranthaceae. Bases 76 to 540 code for a protein of 154 amino acids. The record is from RefSeq and is a predicted model, not a curated record.